Messenger RNA from Perca fluviatilis (European perch), 10677 nucleotides. RefSeq lists its product as uncharacterized. The record is from RefSeq and is a predicted model, not a curated record. Gene Ontology annotation, cellular component: desmosome; plasma membrane. Lineage: Eukaryota; Metazoa; Chordata; Actinopteri; Perciformes; Percidae. The transcript is spliced from 14 exons. The coding region runs from base 55 to 8373 and encodes 2772 amino acids. Gene Ontology annotation, biological process: homophilic cell-cell adhesion. Gene Ontology annotation, molecular function: calcium ion binding.
CUCUGUGCAGACCUCGGUGGGUUUUCCUGGCGUAUGUGUGACGUCCCUUAACUCAUGGCUCGACUCUGCAGCACAGAGGGCCUGCUGCUGCUGCUGCUGCUGGGGCUGGCGUUGGUGCUCAGCGCUGAGGCAAGAGACCAGAGGCCAACGGCACUGAGGAGGACGAAGAGGGAGUGGAUCCUUCCUCCUGCUAAGCUGAUGGAGAACACAGACUACACCAACAGGGAGUUCAUUGCCAAGAUUCGCUCUGAUAAAGAAACAAAUCUGGAUGUGAAGUAUUAUCUCUCCGGAUCAGGAGCUGACAGGCCACCCUAUAACCUAUUUGUGGUGGACCAUACCACUGGGUUUGUACGCGUCACUGCUAAGCUGGACCGGGAGAAAACUCCAUUCUUCAAUCUAUCCGGGAGGGCUGUGUUCAAUGAUGGAACACCAGCAGAGGAGGACAUCCCACUGAAUGUCGAAGUCCUGGACAUGAACGACAACACUCCUUAUUUUGAGCUGCAUAAUGGCAAUGUCAGUGAGGCAAGCAAAAAAGGGACCUUAAUUAUGCAGAUCCAGGGGAAAGAUGAUGACGAAGCUGGAACAGAUAAUUCAAAGAUCUCCUACUCCAUCGCCAGCCAGGAGCCACGGGGCACAGGUCACAUGUUCACUAUAGACAAACAGACAGGCAAAGUGUACGUCAAGGAGGCCACCCUGGACAGAGAGACUUGUGACUUCUACAAACUGGUUGUACAUGGGAGUGAUCUGGGAGGGGCACCAGGGGGGCGAACUGGGACAGGAACUGUGGAGAUCAGAGUCCUGGACAUCAAUGAUAACAUCCCCACUCUGGAAAAAUCUGAGUACAAUGGCAAAGUGGAUGAAAAUGUCGCCGAUGUAGUUGUGAUGAGAAUCAAAGCUCUGGACAAUGACCUUGUGCACACAGACAACUGGGUGACUGUCUUCGAGAUCGCCCAAGGAAAUGAGAAUAAUCUCUUCUCCAUUGAGACAGACAGAGAAACCAAUGAGGGCAUCCUUAAGCUGAUCAAGGCUGUGGAUUUUGAAGAAGUCAAGAAUCUUGAGCUCGGCCUGGUCAUUACGAAUGUAGCUCCUUUUGUGGAGGGGGAGGCUGUACGGAUGGAUGUGGACGUUCAGGUUGGAGAGGGUGGUGGUCCUUUGGCUCCCGGAGCCAGUGGCGCAAGUGGAGCUUCUGCCGGAGCUGGUGGAGGUGCAGGGGUAGGCCUGGGAGCAGACCUGGGGAUGGAUGCAGGUGUGGAUGUAGGUGUUGGCGUGGGCCUAGAUGCUGAUCUUGAAGGAGGACUUAAGCCUGGAGUGGGUGUUGGACUUAAGCCAGGUGUCAAACCAGGAACAAAGCCUCCGGCAAAAACCUAUCCCAUCAAGAUAGCAGUGAAUAAUGUGCCAGAGGGUCCUGCUUUCAUCCCUGACACCAAGAAGGUUCCUGUAUCAGAGGAUCCAAAGGAAGCACCCAAGGAUGGUGUGAUCACAGUGUUCGCUGCUGUCGAUCCAGACACCGGAAAAGCAGCUGAAGAUGUCAGUUAUGCCAAAGCCUAUGAUCCAGGUAACUGGUUUACCAUUGAUAAAGAAACAGCUGAGAUUAAACUCAUCAAGGUACCGGAUAGAGAGUCGCCAUUCUUGGUGAAUGGUACCUACAUUGCCAAGAUCCUGGCCAUAACCAAAGACCUGCCACCAAAGACAGCAACGGGAACAAUAGCCAUUCAAGUGCUCGACCACAAUGACCACUGUCCCACCCUGACCACCACCCGCAGCACUCUGUGCUCUGAUGUCAAAACUGUUAAUGUCACUGGCUUUGAUGAGGAUGUGAGUCCCAACGCAGCUCCAUUUACAUUCAGAAUCAUACCUGAAGGGACACGAGGCAAAUGGGAUGUAGAAGUCAUCAAUGAGACGAGUGCUGCUCUUCACUCUCACGAAGCGCUGUGGCCCGGCUCAUACCAGCUGCAGGUGGAGGUGGUGGACGCUAAGGGUCUGUCUUGCCCGGACAAGGAAAUUUUUACUGUGGAUAUUUGUACCUGUGUGGACACAGGGGACUGCAUGGUAAAGGCCGCCAGACUAGGAAGUACUUCCUCUAAGCUCUCUGCCUCAGCUAUCGGCCUGAUGCUAGCGGCAAUGUGCUUACUGCUGUUCAUCCUUCUUCUCCUGCUGUUCUGUCAGUGCGGAGGAGCAGACACCAUCUUUCCUGACCGAUUUAGUGAUCUGCCAUUUGACGCCAAAGAACACCUCAUGUCCUACCACACUGAAGGCAGAGGCGAGGAUAAGGAAGUGCCUCUCCAAAGUGUUCCAAUCAAAUUGGGAACUCAGAAGAAAAUUGAGAGUGCACCAGUGGCAAACUUCAACAUGUUUCCUUCCAAAAUCACAGGAAAUCAGAAAACUACAAUCUAUGAUGAAUCUGUGUAUAACUUUCAGGAAACCAGUCAAAGUUUUAUGGAGGUUGACAACAUCUACCGGUUUUCAAGGGAAUUGUCCAACUAUGGCAAUGGCAGUGCUGCAUUCGGCAGGCAAACAUUUGGUGCCCAACACACCACAUCUCUGUUUGAUGAUAUGGCCCUAUCUGACGCUUUUCUCAAAGAUUACUACUCACAGAAAGCGAUGUGUGCUGUCCCACUGAACGAUGGCCUUUCGGAGUAUGGUUUUGAGGGCAUGGGCUCCUCUGCUGGCUCAGUAGGCUGCUGCAGCCUCCUGGAGGCUGACGACGACCUACACUUCCUCGAUGACAUUGGGUUUAAAUUCAAGACCCUGGCUGAGAUCUGUUCGCCUCCUACACCAACACCCACACCCACACCUGUCCUGACACACCCAAUGGCAGGUGCUGUCAAAACCACAGUCAAUUUUGUUGAACCUGUCGUUAAGCCCAAAAUGGAGCGCAGUGUUGAAACAAAGCAUAUUGAUAUAAAGACAGAAAAAGUAACGUCAUCUACUAACAUCUCUAAAUCAUCCAUGAGAACUGUAAGCACUGCCCUGCCACCCAUGACACUUCCUCCCUCCAAGGUUACUAACAUCAGUCAUUCCUCUAACAUCAGUCAUUCUGCUUCCCUGCCCCGUCAAACCCAGACAGUCAUACUUCAGCAGCAGCCAGUUUACUACACCACCAGCCCUGUACUGCAGCCCAUGCACUAUGUAGUUCAACCACGGCUUCAGAACACGGUUCUGCUGGCAGAUGGGGCCCCUAGAGCCAAUUUACCAGGCAUGUAUGUAGUGAGUGGGUCCAAGAGUACUUCUUCUGGACUCCUAAUCGGGAGACCCCAAGGCUCUCCUUCUGGGCCAGUAAUCCAGGGCACUCAGAGCCCAAAAAGCCCUGUCAGCCCUGCCAGUCCAGUAAGCUCCUCCCUGUUGCUACCUGGUGGACUAGGCGUGCCACAGGUAUCAGUCCCUGCGGAGGGCUUGAAAAUAGUAGGGCCAAAUCCUGAUGGUACUUAUAUGUUAGUUAAAGAAAAGAGUAGUCGGGGUGAGGUAGAGGGGGUGGACCCAGGCUCACCUCAGGGCACUUUGCCCAGAGGUGCUAUCCUGGUUAAAGAGGCUGUUCCCCCUCAGGGGGUGUUAGGCCCAGCAGCCCAGGGGAGUGUGUAUGGCAUUCUGCCAGGACACACUGUUGCUAUAAAGGGGGGUGUUGUUGCAGUAAAUAACAAUGUGGGGCAAACAUGGGUUGGGCAGCCAGGGCAGGUGGGGUUAGGGCCUGUCCCUGUUUUCGGAGUUGGUGUUGGGCAGCCAAGAAUGGGAACGGGACAUGUGGUAACAGUGAAGCCCGAAGUCAGACAGGCUGGAAUUUGGCCAGCUGGGAUAAAUCCAGUUGGGAUUAGGCAGGUCAGUGUAAACCAGUUCCAAGGAAUUCAGCCAUUGAAGCAAACACCGGAUGCCAGUGAAAUUCUAAAAGCAUGUAAAAUAGAUUCACCAAAGGAAGACAAGAUCACUAGUGUUGUGAAUACCAUCAUUACUGCUGAAACAGCUAAAACUCAUCAGCCUUCAAAGGAAGAAGGUAUCAUGAAAAAUCUGUUUAAGGAUGACAGUGAUCUAGCUCAGGACAUGCAUGAUGAUACAGUUCAAGAAAAGCAAGAUGUGAUCACCUACACAUCAGAGCAUGACACAACAUUACAUGAAGAGGAGCCUAGCACAGAAGGAAAUGUGGGCAGACAGGAAGCAGCACCUUCGAAAGAUGAAGAAGAAGAAGAAGAAGAAGAAGAAGAAGAAGAAGAAGAAGAAGAAGAAGAAGAAGAAGAAGAAGAAGGAAAACAGCUCAGCAUAGUUGAAGGUCCAAAGGACAGAACUCCUGAAGUUGGGUUGGAACCACAAUCAAACAAAGUCACAGAUUAUCAAAGUGACAGAGACCUGGAAGAAGAUGUCAGUCCAGCAGAGAAAAUUGUUUCAAACGUAGAAACAAAUCAGGUCAUUGCCAGUACUGAUAGUAUGCAGGCAGAAGAGACUAUGGAGGGAAUGACUCCUGUCACCAGUGAUGAGAUGAAGGUUGUGCAGGAGCAACUGUUAGAUUCUGAAGUGGGUCUCAAUUCUGCAGGUGAAGAAUUGUCUGCAACUCCGCCAAAUGAGAUUUCAACAGACACCGUGAAUGUGUGUGAAGAGAGGUCCAUCCCUAAACAAGAAGCAACGCCAAAACUAAAGGUGGAUCCUAGUGAAGGGAAUAAAAUAGACCAAGGUCAAGCAAAGACAGAUAUCUUGGAUGCUAAUGCAAGAACAUCAUUGCAAACUGUGAGCCCUAUUUUAACUAACCAACAAGAAGGAGGUCUGGAUGAUUCACAUUUGAUAUCAGAGGAAGUACAGGUAGAGGGCUCUAAUGUGCCAACCAUUUCAACAUUAGAGCAACAUCUGCAAACAGACAGUAGCCCUGGCCACAAAGAAGAAGAUGAUGUUCAACUUAAUAUAACAUCAGAAUCAGGAGUAGAUGAGAAUCAAGUCAAUGCCGAUGCAGACAGUAUUAGUGAUGGAGAGAGAGAAAAGGGUGUUGUGGAGGAUGGAGGGUCACAGCAGAGUCUCAGCACCUCUGGUGAACAAUAUGAAGACAUUGAAAGACAACAUGCUUUGAGUUCUCAAAUUGAGAACGCCUCAGAUGACUAUAUUACUGAUGAAGAGAAAGAGGAAGGUGCUGUGGAGGAAAUGGUGUCACAGGUUCAGCACAAUAUAGGCUUCUCAGAUGAUCAAGAUGAAGACAGUGCAGAAGAAGAUGCAUCAUGCACGAGUUCUCAAGUGGAUGAUACCUUAAUGUCAGAUGAUAACCUAAAUGUUCAAGAGAAAGAGGAGGAGGAGACUCUGGAGGAAGUGGCGUUAUCUAUACAGCAAAAUGUUAGCAUCACAGACCACCAAGAUGAAGAGAUUGAAGGUGACGCUGUAUUAGAAAGAUAUUCUCCUUUGGAGGAUCAGCACAUUGCAGAUGGCAAUAUGGAUUUUGGAGAGAAAGAAGAGCAUAUUGUGGAGGAAGGGACAUCACCAAUACAGCCACAGUUUAGCAUCUCCAAUGAUGAAGAGAUUAGAAGAGUAGAUGCAGGAAGUGUGAUUUACCAAGUGGAGGAUCAUUUAAUCCCAGAAGACAACAUAAGAGAUGGAGCGAAAGAGGAGGAUAUUGUUGAGUUUGGAGUGUCACAGCAGAGUCUCAGCACCUUUGAUGACCAAUAUGAAGACAUUGAAAGACAACAUGCUUUGAGUUCUCAAAUUGAGAACACCUCCGAUGACUAUAUUACUGAUGAAGAGAAAGAUAAAGAUGCUGUGGAGGAAAUGGUGUUACAGGUACAGCACAAUAUAGGCUUCUUAGAUGACCAAGAUGAAGACAGUGCAUCAUGCACGAGUUCUCAAGUGGAUCAUACCUUAAUGUCAGAUGAUAACAUAAAUGUUCCAGAGAAAGAGGAGGAGGAGACUCUGGAGGAAGUGGCAUUAUCUACACAGCAAAAUGUUAACAUCACAGACUACCAAGAUGAAGAGAUGGAAGGUGAAGCUGAAUCAGAAAGAAAUUCUCCUUUGGAGGAUCAGCACAUUGCAGAUGACAAUAUGGAUAUUGAAGCGAAAGAAGAGCAAAUUGUAGAGGAAGUGACAUCACCAAUACAGCCACAUCUUAGCAUCUCCAAUGAUGAAGAGAUUAGAAGAGUAGAUGCAGGAAAUGUGAUUUACCAAGUGGAGGAUCAGUUUAUCCCAGAAGACAACAUAAGAGAUGGAGGGAAAGAGGAGGAUAUUGUUAAACAAGAAGGAGAUGUGGAUGAUUCACAUUUGAUAUCAGAGGAAGUACAGGUAGAGGGCUCUAAUGUGCCAACCAUUUCAACAUUAGAGCAACAUCUGCAAACAGACAGUAGCCCUGGCAACAAAGAAGAAGAUGAUGAUCAACUUAAUAUAACAUCAGAAUCAGGAGUAGAUGAGGAUCAAGUCAAUGCCGAUGCAGACAGUAUUAGUGAUGGAGAGAGAGAAGAGGGUGUUGUGGAGGAUGGAGGGUCAGAGCAGAGUCUCAGCACCUCUGGUGACCAAUAUGAAGACAUUGAAAGACAACAUGCUUUGAGUUCUCAAAUUGAGAACACCUCCGAUGACUAUAUUACUGAUGAAAAGAAAGAUGAAGAUGCUGUGGAGAAAAUGGAGUUACAGGUACAACACAAUAUACACUUUUUAGAUGACCAAGAUGAAGACAGUGCAUCAUGCAGGAGUUCUCAAGUGGAUCAUACCUUAAUGUCAGAUGAUAACAUAAAUAUUCCAGAGAAAGAGAAGGAGGAGACUCUGGAGGAAGUGGCGUUAUCUAUACAGCAAAAUGUUAACAUCACAGACUACCAAGAUGAAGAGAUUGAAGGGGAAGCUGUAUCAGAAAGAAAUUCUCCUUUGGAGGAUCAGCACAUUGCAGAUGGCAAGGUGAAUACUGAAGAGAAAGAAGAGCAAACUGUUGAGGAAGUGACAUCAGCAAUACAACCACAUCUUAGCAUCUCCAAUGAUGAAGAGAUUGAAGGUAUAGCUGUAUCAGAAAGAAGUUCCACUUUGCAGGAUCAGCUCUUUGCAGAUGACAAUAUGGAUAUUGGAAAGAAAGACGGGCAUAUUGCGAAGGAAGUGACAUCACUGAUACAGCCACAUCUUAGCAUCUCCAACGAUGAAGAGAUUGGAAGAGUAGAUGCAGGAAGUGUGAUUUACCAAGUGGAGGAUCAGUUUAUCCCAGAAGACAACAUUAAAGAUGGAGCGAAAGAGGAGGAUAUUGUGGAGGAAGAGGUGUCACCUGAACAUCAAACAACUUUCAUCUCAGAUGAAGACAGUGAAGACGAAGAUGCAUCCCACACAGUUUCUCAAGUGGAGGAGCUCAUCUCAAAUUGCAGUGUAAGUGAUGGAGAAAAAGAGGCUCCAUAUAUACAGCAAAAUAUUAGAAUUUCAGAUGACCAAGAUGGAGAGAGGGAAAGAGAAGAUGCAACAGGCACAAGUUCUCACAUUGAGGAAGAAGGAAUUAAGUCUUUCCAGCAGUUAGAAGAGGAUUCUCAGUCUUUAGAGACUGAAGGUUUAAAUAAGGAAGCUCUUUAUUUAGCAAGUCAACAUGCAGAGAUGAAUCAGGUGGCAGCAACAUCAACAGUGAUUGAAUCUCAAGAAAUGCCUUGUGAAGUUACUACACAUCAUGUAAGGCAAGGGAUAGACUCUUCUCAGAGAGGAGACAUAACUCUGGAUAUUCCCGAGAGACAAGACGCUGUUGGUCAAGUGUUAGUGAGGGCUGCUGACAUGGAUGAUGUGGUCACAUCUUCAGAUGAACUGAGACCGUCCAGGGUGGCCACAGGACAGGUUUCUAUGUUCAGUGAAAAUAAAGAGGCCAGUGGUAGAAUAGUGGCAUCUGGACAAGUAGCUGAAGGAGAAACAACUCAGUCUGAUUUCCAGAACACCGAUGUAAUUCAAAUUGAACAGAGUGAAGGUGGAGAUCUCACUUUGGAAAAAGGCAAAGCAGAGGUCACUUCUGACCUAGAGAUUAGAGAGGGAUUAGAUAACAGUGCAACUAAUGCAUCUGGUCAGGUAUCACCAACAUCUGAUUUAGAGAUUAGAGUGGUGGACCAAGCCCUAUCUUCAGUGUUGGAAACAGAUCCAGGCUCAGCAGGGGCAGAAACCGCAUGUUUUAUUGCAACGAGCGAGGUAGCUGAGGAGGCUGGUUACUUUGUUCAGAAUGAGAGCGUGCACAUGACUGGAGAAGCAGCAGGGAUAGGCCCAAAUACUAAGGGGAAAGCUGGUUCGAUAGAGGUUGUCUCAGAAGCUCCCAAUUACAGGCAUGGGGCUGAGGCAAGUGGUGGUGAAGUGAGUCCUGUACAGAUUCAGACAGUCAUCAGCCAAACUCCUCUCAGCAAAUCCAGAAAGAGUAAAAAGGACUCUAACAAGGAUCCUCAAAGUCCAAAAAGCUCCUCUGGAAAGUGUAAACAACAGUGACUACAACAGUGACUGCUUUCAGUUUGAAGCUGCAUUUACAACUGUACGGUAACCCAUGGCGUUAACUUUGGAAGUAGUAUGCCCUAGCUGAAUUGGCAACUUUAUGCACCUAUGUCAUAAUUACAGUAAUGUCAUCAUUACUGGAUUUUUAUGAUAUUAAAUGUUCCAUAAAGGAUGGCUGUUUUACCCAGCAAAUAUUAUACACUCAAUAUGUGAGGCUUCUGUUUAGACAUCUUGUAAAGUGAUCACCAAAACUGAAGUGCUCGAUGUGUUGAUACAGCUCAGCUGAUGACAGUGAUUGACCAGUCAGGCCUUCAAGUCAGUUUGCUUUGUGUGGCAGUGUUGAGGCUGUGUAGGCCCAGGCACCAGUGGUGUCGGGACAUCUUGACCUAGACAGAUUGAACCGCACCAACCGGCAAUGGUUUAAGUCAAUGCAUCCGGGUACUACUCUGUUGUAAUUCCCAGUGUUGAUAUGUGUGUUAUAGUUUUGUCACAUUAUCACCUUGGAUUGGCACAUCCCAGCUAUAUUAACCACUACAUUACAGCCCCCUAUGACACUACACAUUAUAACUAUUAAAUACAUUUUAAUGGUGACAGUCUAACUCAAUCAAUACUGAUUGUGUAUUUUGACAGUAUUGUCACAGUUUAAAGGUAUGUAGUAGUCAUAAUGUGUAGUGUCGUAGGGGGCUGUAUUGUAGCGGUCAAUACAGCCGUAGCCGCGAGGAAAGAAACAUGAUAAAUAUUUCUAACAUAAGCCCAGGUAACCAGCUGUUUCAAAUGAAACCAUCAAAAUGUUACCUGGAUGCUGAUGUAGUUCAUUAAUACCUUACUGGGAGAAGAAGGAACAUUAGAGUUUGAGUAGCUCAUAGCAUCGAGCUGUGGAUGCAAAGUGUAUGUGUUUUUGCUCCAGAGAGAUCAAAACCAGCUUGACGCAUCUUGCAAUCAUAUUUUCGUAAUUUCUUUUUGUCAUAGGUGGCUGUGAUGUGGUAGCUUACUCAUACAAUCAUAUUCGCCGCAGUAGAUAUGAGAUGCGACCUGAAAAUGACCAGUAAUAUGUUUGUGACUGUGUGACAAAUCUGGUGACAGGCAGACCACAGCUGCUGCUGUUGAGUAAACACAACAUACGGAAACCAGUUAGUUUGAAAACCAGUAGGGACACAACACCAGACUGGAGUCCAGUGAAGUGGCGGGCCGGGGCUGGGGUACUCACUGAACGAGGAAGGGACGUCCUAACAAAAGACUUGCCUUGAUGAAAGGACUUACAGAUUACAUUUUCAUUUAAAUAAAGAGACCAAAAAAACAUGGCAAUAUGACAUGCAAUUGAUUGAGCUUUCUUUCUAAUUUUUGGUCAAAAUAAUUUAAACUGAAAAGAGGAUUGCAUUGUCACUUUGCUUAUUAAAUUUUCACUUGCAAAAUCUAUAUUCAAGUUGAAUGACAAAGACGCAAAUUAAAUUGUCAGUUGCUAAAGGUUUUCCCAUUUGAAUAAAGAGGCAAAAAAAUACAAUUUGGAAACAAAUGGCAAUUACAGGAAAAGGGAAAAUGCUAAAACAGAGUAACAGUAGCACAGGUCAAUUACACAGCAAUCUUUAUCUAAGGCUUGCUGCCAUUAGCUAACUUAAGCCAUCAUAACCCACUGGUCACACCAGACCAAGAAAGGAUAUAAAGUGAGUGUAUUCAAUUAGGCAUUAAUGGUGGAUUUAAUUAUUUUAACCUUUUUUUUAUUAUUAUUAUUGCUAACAAAGAAUGUCUUAUUCUUGCUUUCAAAAUGUACAUGGCCUGUUCUUCAAAACUUUGAUUUACAUUUUUCUUUACAAGAUGUUUAUCAGUUUAUCGUGAUUGAAAAUAUGAUUGUUUACAGCUUUGAUUUCCUGAUGAAAACAUAGCUUUAACAUAAUCAGGAAACAUUCACAAAUUCAUUAGAGCUGUUGUCUGUAAUAAAAGACCUGUCAAGUCCCAAUAUUGUGUUUAGAGUUUUGGCGGUGUGCCAACCCUUUUUUUUAAAUAUCUUACACAAUGCAUCUUUCAUGAAAUCUUUACCAUAUAACCAUGAUUUUGUUAAAGGCAUCUCUUCUUACUUGCUUUGAGCUGAAAUGUAGAUGAAACGACUACUAGACAGAACAUGUUUGACUGGUUGGAAAAUGAGGCGAAGAAACUAUGCUGAACUUAUGAACAUAUCUGUCUGCACCUGCAUGUGGGCGGGAGUGGGUUUAAGAAGUAGUUUGGUUCUUUUAUCUCCUUGUCUGGGUAAACAAUUACCAUUACUCAUAAAAUAUCAUUAUUUUUUAUUAAAAUACGAUGUGGGAA